AUGACUCCCCCAAACGAAGCAAAAGCCCCCGAAACCGAUAACUAUGAACCGCCGUAUUGCGUUCUUUCCGAAAGAGCCAAGAUCUCCACAAUGCUGGCGGCCUCCUUCGCCGGCAUGAUCUCACCCAUGUCGGCGAGCAUCUACUAUCCGGCCCUACCAACCCUAGCGAACGACAUGCACGUGUCGAAUACCUUGAUCAACUUAACAGUCACGACUUAUAUGAUCUUCCAAGGCAUCGCGCCCUCCUUCACCGGCUCCCUCUCCGACGUCUACGGCCGCCGCCCCGCAUACAUAAUCAGCUUCACGACGUACGUGGGCGCCAACAUCGGGCUGGCCCUCCAGAACAACUACGCCGCGCUGAUGGUCCUCCGAUGUCUCCAGGCAUGCGGCAGUAGCGGGACGAUCGCGAUCGGCAGCGCCAUCGUGGCGGACUUGUCGACGCGCGCCGAGCGAGGGAAGUAUAUCGGGUACGCGACGAUCGGGAUGACGCUGGGACCGGCGCUGGGACCGGUGGUGGGCGGUCUGCUGAGCCAGUUUCUGGGCUGGCGGUGGAUCUUCUGGUUCUUGACUAUUCUGGGGGGUGUGUUGCUGGUUGGGUUUGUGGUGUUUGUGCCGGAGACGUGUCGCGCGGUGGUGGGGAAUGGGUCGGUGGGUGCGCAGCGGUGGAAUCGGACGGUUUGGGGGAUUCUGCGGAGGAAGGGGGAGGGAAAUGAGAGAGGAAUUGAUUAUGAGACCGUGCAGAAAGGUGGGAGGAGACCGAAUCCGUUGACUUCGGUGCGCAUUGCGACGGAGAAGGAAACAGGCCUGAUCCUGCUGUACGGCGCGCUGCUGUACUGCGGGUUCAUGAUCGUGAUCAGUACGUUGUCGGCACAGAUGGAGAGCCGGUUCGGCUUCAAUGCGAUCCAGAUUGGGCUGUGCUAUUUGCCGUUUGGGGUUGGGACGCUGACGUCGCGGUGGACGGUUGGGAGGGCAUUGGAUUGGAAUUUCAAGCGCGAGGCAGACCGGCAGGGUUUGUCGGUGGCGAAGAACAAGCAGCAGGAUAUUCGCGAGUUUGAUAUCGAGGCGGCACGGCUGAAGGUGACCAUUCCGAUCGUGUAUGCUGCGUGUCUGAGCAUCAUCGCGUAUGGCUGGGUCAUGGACUAUCAGACCUCAUUGGCUGGGCCGUUGGUCAUGUUAUUCUUCACGGGCCAUUUGACAACGGGGGCGUUCACGACGCUCAGCACGCUGGUGGUCGAUGUUCAUCGGCAGAGUCCUGCGACUGCUGUUGCGGCGAAUAAUCUGGUGCGAUGUCUGCUGGGAGCAGGCGCUGCGGCUGUCGGGACGCCAUUGAUCGAUCGCAUUGGCAUUGGAUGGACGGCGACAUUUGUAGCUGGUGUUUGGGCGGUAUUCAGCCCGAUAUUGUGGGUGGUCUAUCGAUGGGGACAUGCAUGGAGAGAGGAGAUGAGAGUCAAGGGCGAACGGGAUGAGGGAAGGGGGGAAUGA
Molecule: messenger RNA, 1482 nt
Organism: Aspergillus steynii IBT 23096
Lineage: Eukaryota; Fungi; Ascomycota; Eurotiomycetes; Eurotiales; Aspergillaceae
Product: MFS transporter
Exons: 3
Coding region: 1-1482 (493 amino acids)
Biological process (GO): transmembrane transport
Molecular function (GO): transmembrane transporter activity
Source: RefSeq, a predicted model, not a curated record